Dioscorea cayenensis subsp. rotundata (Guinea yam) is the source of this 794-nucleotide messenger RNA. RefSeq names its product ras-related protein RIC2-like. The transcript has 2 exons. Lineage: Eukaryota; Viridiplantae; Streptophyta; Magnoliopsida; Dioscoreales; Dioscoreaceae. The record is from RefSeq and is a predicted model, not a curated record. Bases 103 to 759 code for a protein of 218 amino acids. Gene Ontology annotation, cellular component: endosome. Gene Ontology annotation, molecular function: GTPase activity; GTP binding.
CCCAAAACACUAAAGCAAGCAAAAAUCUCGCCUUUCCUCUUCGACGCCAUUGAAGCACUGGUUUUUGGAGCUUCGUCGGAGGAGAAGGAGAAGGGGGCGGAGAUGGCGGGGUAUCGUGGUGAUGAGGAGUACGAUUACUUGUUCAAGUUGGUGCUUGUUGGUGACUCCGGCGUGGGCAAGAGCAACCUGCUGUCGAGGUUCACGCGCGACGAUUUCAACCUUGAUUCCAAAUCCACCAUCGGCGUUGAGUUCGCCACGCGCAGCGUCAACGUCAAUGGCAAGGUCAUCAAGGCCCAGAUUUGGGAUACCGCUGGGCAGGAGAGGUAUCGAGCGGUGACAAGUGCUUAUUACCGUGGAGCAGUGGGCGCAUUGCUUGUCUAUGAUAUUACUCGGCAUGUCACCUUCGAAAAUGCCAAGCAAUGGCUGAAGGAACUGAGGGACCACACAGAUCCAAAUGUAGUUUUGAUGCUAGUAGGGAAUAAGUCAGACCUCCGCCACCUUGUUGCAGUGUCAACUGAAGAUGGUAAAGCUUUUGCUGAGCAGGAGUCACUGUAUUUCAUUGAGACAUCGGCAUUAGAAUCAACCAAUGUAGAGAAUGCAUUUACUGAAGUCUUAACUCAGAUCUACCAAAUUGUGAGCAAGAAUGCAGCUGGGACUGGUGAUGAUGGGGUGUCAGUCAACAUCCGAGGUAAAGGAGUGAGAAUCAAUGUUAGAGAUGAUGUUUCUGCUGUGAAGAAGGCUGGAUGCUGCUCCUCUUAGAACUAGAGAUGAACUUACUCUUAAGUAUGUGUUCA